GAGAGAGAGAGAGAGAGAGAGGGGGGAGAUAGUGAGUAAGGGAGCGUGAGCGUUAAGCGUCCUCUCCCUCCGCGGGAAUGGCUCAAAUCAAAUGCGGAAGUUGACACCCAUGAAAGCCGCCACCACCACAACCGAGAGGCGAGUGUUGCCAUGACAGUCGGGCUGUAGCGAGGCGACGCAGCGGCGCGCGUCUGUGACAGCGAGGCGGCCAGACCGCGAGAACGCGCCGGUGGAGCCCCAGCGCCGCGGAGCCCGGACCUCAGAUCCCCCCCGCUCAUGGCUUCCAUGAGCAGCGCGGAGCGACGAGCGUUCGCCCUCAAAAUAAACAGGCACUCUUCUGCAGAGAUCAGACGACACUUCAGUGGGACCCAGGGCUCUCAACACAGCCGAACCAGCUCCAACGCUUCGGCCUCGGUGUGCCUCAAUGUGCCUCCGUCGUAUGAAGCGGUGGAGCCCUUGGACCUGGAGGAAUUCUUGGUGUCACAGUUAAGAAGUGGAGACUCGGCUGUGAUGCAGGAACUCGGGGACUUCCCCGAUGAUGACCUGAAGGUGGAGCAGGUGGAGAAGGAGUGUCGCACUGUUAGACACUCUGUCCCCGAAGAUGGACUGGAGUUGGAUUCACAUGUGAGAGACUGCGUGAAGAGUUACAUUCAGCCGUGGCUUUUGGUCUCAAGAAGGUGCCAGGGCGAUGGCUGGAGUGCAUACUCAGAGAGGGAAGGACUACACAAACUUCUUCGGAAGCAGACCUUUGAGUCCGACGUCGAACCAGACAACACGCGGAAGCCGGUCAAGUCUCCAACACUAGAGGGGCUGAGUAAUGACUCUGGCCGCACACUGACGUCCUCCGACUUUAACUUGCGGUGUUUGACCCCGGACCAAAGGGUGGAGGGCCUGCUGGCCUUCAGCAGCCACGAGGAGCUGGACCGCAUCAACCAGGAGGCCCGUCAUGGGAACAGACACCCGGAGCUGUUUGCUCUCUACCCACCGGCGGACGAGGAAGACGCAGUGGAGAUUCGGCCCAUCCCCGACUGCCCCAAAGAACACACUGGAGACCGCAUCCUGGUCCGAUGCCAGGCCAUCAAGUUUGAGAUCGACAUUGAGCCAAUAUUUGCCACUAUGGCCUUGUAUGACCUGAAAGAGAAGAAAAAGAUAUCCGAGAACUUCUACUUCGAUCUGAACUCGGAACAUUUGAAAAACAUCUUGAAGCCUCACACUCCACACGUGGACCAGUCGACACUGGCCAGAUCUGCGAUCUUCUCCAUCACCUACCCUUCCCCAGAUAUCUACCUGGUCAUCAAGAUUGAAAAGGUUCUCCAGCAGGGAGAGAUUGGUGACUGUGCUGACCCCUACAUGACACUGAGGGAAUGUGAAUCUGUAAAGAACAAGGACAAGCUGGAGAAACUGCGAGGUCAGGCGGAGACUUUCUGCCAGAGGCUCGGUCGCUAUCGCAUGCCAUUUGCCUGGGCAACCGUGAACAUCAUGGAGGUCAUCUCCACUGCCACGAUGGAGCGCGACGUCACCGACUCAGACAGCCUGAAAGGGGGUAAAUCCAGCAGCAUUGAGCGCAGGGCGCAGUUUCCCAGGAGGAAUUCUGAACGUUACAAUACCCUUGAUGAUCAAUUUUGUAACGUGUCUGCCUUCAAACCUGCCACCAUCACUAUCAGCACCAUCUUUAAACAGGAGGGAGAUCGUUUGAGUGAUGAGGAUUUGCUCAAGUUUUUGUCUGAAAUCAAGAAAACCUCCACUCCCCAGAGAAGAGUGAAGACCAUAUCAGGUUCCAUAAAACUGGACAUGUCUCCAAUCCAUGACACGCCACUGGCAUGUUUGUCCACUGAGCUCAUCCCGCUGAUACCGGUGGCUGAGAAAAACAUUCGGCCAAUCAAGGAAGUGCUCGAGUUCCCAUCCAGUGAAGUGUUCGUCCCUCACAACAUUUACAGGAACCUGCUCUACGUCUACCCCCAGAGGCUAAACUUUGUCAACAGGCUUACAUCAGCGAGAAACAUCAGCAUCAAAAUGCAGUUCAAGAGCGGCGAGGACCCGGCCUGCUCUUUGCCUGUCAUUUUUGGGAAAUCAAGUGGCCCAGAAUUUUUACAAGAGGUCUACACCGCAGUUACCUACCAUAACAAGUCCCCAGACUUUUAUGAGGAAGUGAAGCUGGCUCUUCCAGCACGUCUUACAGAGAGACAUCACUUGCUCUUCACCUUCUACCACAUCAGCUGCCAGCAGAAACAGAACCAGAGUGGCAGCUGUGAGACGCUCAUUGGAUACUCGUGGCUGCCCAUAGUGAAUAAUGACAGACUGCAGACGGGUCAGUUUUGUCUGCCCAUUGCCUUGGAGCGACUACCUGUCAACUAUUCACUGCACACGCCUGAGAAACUUCCUCUCCAGUCUCCUCCGGUCAAGUGGAUGGAGGGUCACAAAGGGAUUUUUAACCUCGAGCUCCAAGCUGUUUCAUCAGUACACACACAGGACAACCACCUGGAGCGUUUCUUCACCCUCUGUCAUGCCCUGGAAGGUGGCGCAACAUUUCCUCUACGAGUCAGGGAGGAGAAGAUUCCAGAGAACAAGCUGGAGCAUGAGCUGAAGCUCAGCAUCAUCUCCCUGCCCUCCUCCAGAUUAGAGCCUCUGGUCCUCUUCCUCCAUCUGGUGCUUGAUAAACUCUUCACCCUCAUCAUGCAGCCCAUGGUCAUUGCUGGCCAGACUGCCAAUCUAGCCCAGAUAGCCUUCGAAUCAGUGGUGUCUAUAGUCAACAGUCUUCAUAACAGUCAGGAGCUGAUCAGGGACCAGCUGGGUAGGAACAGCCUCUUGGCGACCUACCUUUACUGGGUGUUUCGUCUGCCUGAUCCCCCCCGAGACAUGCAGAAUUCAGAUUCAGGCAGCAUACCAUCUGCCGAGAGCCGUUACAGUACCAUGGGUCGGGCCACGGCAGCCACAGUCGGCUCUAUGCUUCUCCAUUCCAGAAUCCGCAGCAGCAGCAACCCCGACAUCCCCGCUCCACACACCUCUGCUGAAGAUGCUGAGGUCAAAAGCAUCCUCUGUGCCCAGGGCCACAACAACCCAGGCAGCCGCAUGUCCACCAUUGUGGACUUAAACAACCACCAGAACUCCACAGGAAGCACCAGGCCCUCCAACAGGAAGCAGUUUCAUGAAGAGUUGGCCCUGCAGAUGGUCGUCAGCACCGGCGUCUGCAGAGAGAACGCCUACAAAUAUGCCUGGUUCUUCUUUGAGCUGCUGGUGAAAAGCAUGGCUCAGCACGUGUCUCUUCUCGAGAAGGACAGUGUCCCCCGGAGGGGCCGCUUCUCUGACCGGUUCAAAGAUGACAUCACCACAAUUGUCUCAGUGGUGACGGCUGAGAUUGGGACCAUCCUUGUCAAGCAGCAUAAGGAAGCGGAGCAAGCGGAGAAAAUCAACAUCAGCCUGGCCUUCUUCCUCUAUGACCUGCUGUCUCUCAUGGACCGUGGAUUUGUCUUUCAGCUGGUUAAAAACUACUGCAACCAGAUGUCAGCUAAGAGUGUGUCGAUGCCAACGUUGAUCAGCAUGCGUCUGGAGUUCCUGCGAAUCCUGUGCAGUCACGAGCACUACCUCAACCUGAGUCUCUUCUUCAGCAGCCCUGGCUCUGCUCCAGCCUCACCGUGUCCAUCCAUCUCCUCGCAGACCUCCAGCUCGUGUAGUUUCCAGGAGCAGCAGAGAAUCUUGGGGCUGUUUGAGCUUUCUCAGGAAUUCAAGCAGCAGCACUACCUCACCGGUCUGCUGCUCACAGAGCUCAGUGCCGCCCUAGACAUGGAGUCAGAGGGGGGAAAAGUCCAGAGAAAGGCCAUCAAUGCCAUCUCCAGCCUGCUAUGUUCCCAUGAUCUCGACCAUCGUUGUAUUAAACCGGAGGUCAGAGCCAAGGUGGCUGCUCUCUACCUCUCCUUGGUGGGAAUCAUCAUCGACUCCACCAACUAUCUGGACUUUACUGUUUCUGACACGCGCGGUGGGAAAAACAAGACUGGCGGAACGGAGGAUGACCUUGAAAAUGUCCCCCCUAUCAAUCAGUCUGUUGCCAUGGCGAUUGCCGGAAACCCCUUCAACACACUGGGACGAAAUGCACUCGUCUCCAUGGCAUCCAUGCAAGGUAAAUCCGUAGCCACCCUGGCUGCUGACACCAGUCGCCACCUGUUGGCGUGUUUCUUGUGGGUGAUGAAGAACGCCGAUAGGAGCCUGAUCCAGCGCUGGACUGUAGACAUGCCUCACUCGCAGCUCAACAAGCUGCUGGAACUGCUCACUAUCUGCGUGUCCUGCUUUGAGUAUGGGGGUAAACAGAGCAGUGACAAAGUGAGCACCCAGGCCUUGCAGAAAUCUCAGCAGGCCAAGCUGCAGCUGGAAGAAGCCCUGCUGGGAGGAAUGGGAGCCCGCGGGGAGAUGAUGAAACGAGUUGGAGGAAUGGAUAGGACGAUGGGACACAGAGAGAAUCUACGAUGGAGGAAAGAUCUCACUCAGUGGAGACAGACAAACGACAAACAGGACAAGACAAAAGCAGAGUUGGACCAGGAGGCUAUAAUCAGUGGAAACUUAGCCACAGAGGCGAACCUUAUCGUGCUGGAUCUGCUGGAAACCAUUGUUCAGGCAGUGCCAUUGGCUGAGUGUAAGGACAGCGUGGUCGGCGGAGUGUUGAGGGUGUUACUUCACUCCCUCACCUGCAACCAGAGUAGCACGUUUCUCUCUCACACCUUCAGCACGCUCAGAGCGCUUGUUGUAAAGUUUGGGGACCUAAUGUUUGAGGAGGAGGCGGAGCAGUGUGCGGACCUGUGCCAGAAGGUGCUUCAGUACUGCAGCAGCCCCGUCGACGAGAACAGGAGCCAGGCCUGUGCCACCCUCUAUCUCAUCAUGAGAUACAGCUACAGCAAUGCCAGCAACUUCUCAAGAGUGAAGAUGCAGGUCACGAUGUCUCUGGCCUCGCUGGUGGGCAAGUCCUCAGACUUCCAGGAGGAGUACUUGCGACGCUCCCUUCGCACCAUCCUGGCCUACGCAGAGGAGGACACAGAGAUGCAGAACACUCUGCUGCCCUCACAGGUGGAUGAGCUUCUCCGUAACCUGAACAGUAUUUUGUCCGACACAGUCAAAAUGAGGGAGUUCCAGGAAGACCCUGAGAUGCUGAUGGACCUCAUGUACAGGAUAGCGAAGGGCUACCAGACGUCUCCUGACCUCCGGCUGACCUGGCUGCAGAACAUGGCAGAGAAGCACAACAACAGAAAGUGUUACACAGAGUCGGCUAUGUGUCUGGUCCACGCUGCUGCCCUGGUGGCCGAGUAUCUCAGCAUGCUGGAAGAUCACAAGUACCUUCCAAUCGGCAGCGUCACCUUCCAGAACAUCUCCACCAAUGUGCUGGAGGAGUCGGCGGUGUCUGAUGACAUCCUGUCCCCGGACGAGGACGGGGUGUGUUCGGGGCGCUACUUCACAGAGAGUGGCCUGGUGGGAUUGUUGGAGCAGGCUGCAGAGCUCUUCAGCAACGGUUCUCUCUUCGAGACAGUGAAUGAGGUCUACAAGAUCAUCAUACCAGUCCUAGAGGCUCACAGAGAUUUCAGGAAACUGUCAUCCACUCAUGACAAACUAAAGAGAGCCUUUGAUAACAUCAUUCUGAAGGGCCACAAGAGGAUGUUUGGAACCUAUUUCCGGGUUGGGUUUUAUGGGGCCAAGUUUGGCGACCUCGACGAACGGGAAUUCAUUUACAAGGAGCCAGGGAUCACACAUCUGCCCGAGAUAUCCCACAGGCUGGAGAACUUCUACAGUCAGUGUUUUGGAGAAGAAGCGUUGAUAAUGAUCAAGGACUCUACCCCAGUGGACAGAAAACAACUCAACCCCAGCAAGGCAUAUAUCCAGAUCACCUUUGUGGAGCCCUUCUUUGAUGACUAUGAGAUGAAAGACCGGCUGACCAACUUUGAGAAGAACUUCAACCUGCGGCGCUUCAUGUACACCACGCCCUUCACAAAGAGCGGGCGGCCACGGGGGGAACUCUACGAGCAGUACAAGAGGAAAACCAUCCUCACCACAAUGCAUGCCUUCCCCUACAUCAAGACCCGCAUCAACGUCAUCCAGAAAGAGGAGUUCGACCUGACCCCUAUUGAGGUGGCCAUAGAGGACAUGCAGAAGAAGACUAGAGAGCUAGCAGUUGCCACACAUAGAGAACAGCCGGAUGCUAAGAUGUUACAGAUGCUGCUUCAAGGCUCUGUGGGAGCCACUGUUAACCAGGGUCCUUUGGAGGUGGCCCAGGUCUUCCUGAAUGAGAUCCCAGCAGACCCGAAGCUCUUCCGUCACCACAAUAAACUGCGCCUGUGUUUCAAAGAGUUUAUAAUGAGGUGUGGUGAGGCGGUUGAGAAAAAUAAGCACUUGAUCACAUUCGACCAGAAAGAGUACCAGCAGGAGCUGAAGAAGAACUACAACCGCCUGAGGGAGAACCUGAGGCCUAUGCUGGAGAGGAAGAUACCCGAGCUCUAUAAGCCCAUCAUCAGGCCUCGGCUGGAGAACAGGGAUUCCUUCAAGCGUCUAAGUUUUCGCAGAGCUCCGGAGGACAACUCCUGAGAUGCCACAACUUCUCCAAGAGAGAAGAGAGAGCGCUAGGGGAGAGGAAGAGGAUGCUGUCACACAUCCCAAAGAGGAAACGUAAAGAUGACAUGAAAGAAGAGAAAAGUAAAGGAGCUGCUGGUGACACCCUUUUGCUCUUAUCAGCCUGCUGGAGACACAUUGUGUCCACAAUGGACUCAGGACUCAAGUUUGUCCAGCCGUGCUUAUUAAUGCCCACUUUGUAUGAUUUCAGGGUUGUUUGUUACAGGAGGCAAAGAGUGAAUGAGCACAUAAAAACACGGAGGUUGAAAUCUCAAGUAAAAAUGUAGCUAUUGAGCAUUUCACUGUAAAAUCUUCAGAUGCGUUGGCGCUGUUGAUUUCUUUUCUUUUUUUUUAGAUAGCUGCAAGUCCUAAUAAUGCUGCAAACAGUUCCUCUGGGUUGGUACAUAAGCGGACUUAAGUUCCUCUCUGAGGCCCUUGCUGGCCCAGGGUCUGUGUGUGUGCCAAUAAUGCUUGUGUCCUGUGUGUAUGUACAUGUCCCAAAGGAUGUGUGUUUAUUUCGAUCAUGUUUGGAGGAGAGGAUUUUGGUGCCAUUCUGAAUUCACUUGACAAAUGAUUCUGUUUUGUGCUAAAAGGCCUCUGAAAUUCCACUGGGUGUCUAUACAUGAAAUGUGCCGGUUAGAGCAGCAGCAGCAGGAUGGGUGGAUUUGUGCACUGGAAAAAUAAGACACAAUUUCCUGCAUUAGCUCUUAAGGCCAUUAUUGUCUUAAUUUUGUUGAAUAUACAGUACCUGGUCAUGUAGCUAAUGGAAGAGUUUAACUUAUUGAUGCAUCUGAGGCUCUACAUCACACAUGGCUCAUCUCUAAAUACUCAUUUUGUAUAUAGUAGAUGUAUUACAUCAGAUAGUUACAAAGAUGUUUACCAAGCUAUGAAAAACUAUUUUGCAUUGAAUGGAAAUGUAUUUUUAGAUAAGAACGGCAAUAAUGAUUUUAUUAAUGAUUUAUUUAGUAGGCAGGAUUCAGUCACUGAGUGCACUGUAACAAUCUAAAUGUAUAUUCCAGUAGUUUCAGAACCUGCUGAUAGUCCAAUUCCUACAAUGCACAGAGUGCCAAUUUGAAUUCCUCCUUACUUACUUAAGAACAGAGAUACUAGAAAUACAACACUUUGAAAAGUGCCGCCACACAGCUGUGCUUUGCAUUUUGUUCAGUCAUCAAAAUAGAUUCCAGAGGAAAGAUUUAUUUCUGCUUUGCAGUAUUUGAUAGGGGCAACCUUAUGUCCUUUUGACAUCCAUUAACAGCUCUCUAUUUCAGUAAUGUCAAUGCACUUGCCAUUUCCAAAGGGUGUAUACACUUUAAUAUACAUUUAAAGUUAAUUGAAUAUUUUUCACUCUGUUUCCAGGUACAACUGUUAUUUAUGAGCUGUUGUGAGUAUUAACUAAAAAUGUAUUCUUAUUUUGAAAUGCAGUUCAUUGCUAAAAUUUUGCGCUAUGAGAUACAUUGGUGGCAAUCAACAUCUGGAAAAUUCAUUGGUGGCAAUCAACAUCUGGAAAAUUCAUCUAUGUCCCUUCUGUUUUUUUUAUGUGUAUACCUGUUGUGUUUUAAUAAAUGUGGAAUUUUUACUUGUCAUGCAUCUGUUCGGAAGAACUCAAAUAAAACUUAAUAUAUA
This is a messenger RNA of Pungitius pungitius (ninespine stickleback), 8205 nucleotides long. It is a transcript of the gene dock8, whose product is annotated as dedicator of cytokinesis 8. The record is from RefSeq and is a predicted model, not a curated record. NCBI's taxonomy places the organism in Eukaryota, Metazoa, Chordata, Actinopteri, Perciformes, Gasterosteidae. Gene Ontology annotation, cellular component: cell leading edge. Gene Ontology annotation, biological process: positive regulation of GTPase activity; positive regulation of T cell migration; positive regulation of establishment of T cell polarity. The coding region runs from base 277 to 6558 and encodes 2093 amino acids. Gene Ontology annotation, molecular function: guanyl-nucleotide exchange factor activity. The transcript is spliced from 48 exons.